AUCCCAAAGUACAUUGACGUUCUCCUCGCGCCAUCUUUAGAAAACACUGUGUGACACUGAAUGGGACUUGGAUUUCGUUAUUAGAUGAUCGAUUAUUCUUCGGAACAGCAUCAUUGGUCCACCGACUAAGGCAGGUUUCGGUCAGUAAUCAUGGGCAUCAAGGUGCGUCCUCGGUGCUUCUUCGACGUUGGAAUCAGCAACAUUAAGGUUGGUCGAAUUGUGGUGGAGUUGUUCUCAGAGGUUUGCCCCAAGACUACUGAAAACUUCAGGUGUCUCUGUACAGGUGAGAAAGGCAUUGGUAAAGGAACUCAGAAACCUCUUCAUUACAAAGGAUGCGUGUUCCACCGAAUCGUGAAGGACUUCAUGAUCCAGGGUGGGGACUUCAGCGAAGGGAAUGGAAGAGGGGGUGAAUCCAUCUAUGGUGGCUUCUUUGAAGAUGAGAGCUUUACCAUGAAACACAAUAAGGAGUACCUUCUGUCCAUGGCGAACAGGGGCAAGGACACCAACGGAUCUCAGUUCUUUAUUACCACCAAACCUUCGCCACAUCUGGACGGAGUCCACGUGGUUUUCGGACAAGUAAUAUCUGGCCAAGAGGUCAUUCAAACCAUGGAGAGGCAGAAGACAGACGCCAGCAGUAAACCAUAUUCCGAGGUCAAGAUCAUGAACUGCGGAGAGCUCAUCCCUAAGACAAGAGUGAAGCCAGGCGAGAAGAAGAAAAAGGAGAAGGCGCAUUCUGAGGCCAGCGACAGCUCCAGCUCCUCAGACAGCUCCUCAGAGCCUUCCUCGGAGUCGGAGGAGUCCGAAAAAGAAUCCAAGAGGCGGAAGAAGAAGGUGAAAAAGCAGAAGAAGAAGAAGCAAAAGAAGGCGAAGAAAGAGAGGUCAGAGGCCGGAAGUGCGGACGAAAAGGAGCAAGACCUGCAGUUGUCCUCGGUCCGACCCGAAGAGAUCCCGGAGGUCCCUCAGAACAGAUUCCUCAUGCGCAAAAGUCCCCAGGCCGCCCAGAACGAGGACGCUGGACAGAACCCCAGGCAGCGGGAGGAACGGCCGAGGGAAAGGCCGUUUAAUGCCCAGUCUGCAUAUCACAGAGGACUAGUGACGACCCGGUCCGGCAGGAAGAUUAAAGGGAGAGGUCCACGGCGCUAUCGCACUCCGUCCCGCUCACGAUCACGAGACCGUUUCCGCCGCAGCGAGACGCCGCCCCACUGGCGGCAGGAAAUGCAGCGGCAAAGGACGAGGGCAACGAGUGGAGAGCGCUGGAUUAAGGGGGACAAAGGUGACAUGGAGGAGGCAGCAAAGGAGGAGGCCGCUAAAGCGACCCGGGCAGAGAAGAAGGACUCUGACGACAAGCCGGCGGAGAAGGAGAAGCGCGGUCGCUCCCACCGGUCCCGGAGCAAGGACAAGGAGAAGAAGGACGAAGACAAACACGGCAGACACAAGGCCAAGAAGAGGGGCGGCUCGCGCAGCCGCAGCAAGAGCGUAGACAAGGGUAGGGACAAGAGCGUAGACAAGAGCGGGGACAAGGGUGGGGACAAGGGCGUAGACAAGAGCGUAGACAAGAGCGUAGACAAGAGCGUAGACAAGAGCGUAGACAAGAGUGGGGACAAGAGUGUAGAAAAGGGAGGAGACAAAGGUAGGGACAAGAGCAUAGACAAGGGUGCUGACAAGAGCGGAGACGAGGUGCGUAAAAGCGGAGACAAGAGGAGACGGUCAAAGAGCAAAGAGAAGGAGCGGGACCACAAGCCCGACCGCCGAGGCCGCUCCCGGAGCAAAGACGCGGCCGUGACCAAGGAGAAGGAAACGGAGUCCGACCACAGCAAGGAGAGGAGCAAGCGCGCCGAGUCCGAGAAGAAGCCGAAAGACGACCCGAAGGGAAGGAACGGCGAGAAGCCGCAGGAAGAGAAGGGUCGAAACGGGGACAAGCGGGAGAAGGAGAGGGCCGAGUCCCAGAGCAAGGACAGGACGAGCGGCAAGGAGGGCCCCAAGUCCCACAGCAGGAGCCGGGACAGAGGGGACCGCGGGGCUAGGCGUGCGUCCUCGAGGGACAGGGGCGAGAGAAGGGACAGGGAGAGGCCCAGCGAGGGCGGCCAGAGGAGCCAGGAGAGACGCCGGCAGCCCUCCAGGGAUGACAAGCGGCGAGGGUCGCCCAGGAACCGGGACCGCACCAGGAGCCCCGACCGGGCCAAGGCCAGAGACUCUCACAGGGGCGGGCGGCGCUCCCGGAGCCGGAGCAACGACCGGCAGGCGCGCAGGAAGGAUAAGGAGAGCGGGCCGGCCCCGAGACGGGGAUCCAGGGGCCGGCACCACCACAGCAGCAGCAGCAGCAGCUCCGACAGCGACCAGGACGACAAGACCAAGGGCCGGAAGAGCCCAGAGGACAAGAAGAAAAGCCCCCCGAGGGAGUCCCCUCCUCCUAAAGCCAAAGAGCCGGCCGGAAGCCCUGCGAGGAACCGCAGCAACCGAGGACGAGAAGGGACCCGCGACAAGAAGGACAGCUCCGGGUCGAGUAACGACGACAGCGACUAGUCCUGCGAUCGAGCCCCCCCUUUUGUGUACGCGUGAUGUUUGAUACUCACAGAAGUCGGUCCACGCCAGACCACUUUUGGUCACUCUGGGAAAUCAUUGGGUCUGUUUUUAGUUUUGAUUUUUUGCAAAUUCCAAAAUGAGAGUUGUUUAAACUAUUAGAAGUUCUACUGCAGCGGAAAAAAGCCUCCUUGUGAGCACCCCUCCCCUAGUACUUUUUUACUGUAUUUUUUAAAAGUAUACAAACAUAAUCUGUUUAGAGAGGUUAAGGAACAUCGUUUUUUGCUUUUACCAGCCAGGAUGUGUAAUGAAACAUGAGUCAGUUGAAGUCUGUUUGUUUAUUUUUAUUUCCCCUUUUUAAUUUUAAAUCAUUUUUGGGUCUUUUUGCAUGUAUAUCUUCCACGUUAGAUUUUUCUUUUUUGUAGUUCGAGAUACCUGUUGUUUCACUUCAAAUGGAGACUGUCCAACAUAACAUGCAACAUAAAGCGAGUUUGUAUAAAUCUGUAAAUUGUGUAUUUAUUUGACAUCAAAUGAUUAACCUAUUUCUCGGUACCAAAUAAACUAUUGUCUUUCCUCAUAACAUUUUUAGUUGGAGCAUGUCCACCCAA
Molecule: messenger RNA, 3128 nt
Organism: Gadus chalcogrammus (walleye pollock)
Lineage: Eukaryota; Metazoa; Chordata; Actinopteri; Gadiformes; Gadidae
Gene: ppig
Product: peptidylprolyl isomerase G (cyclophilin G)
Exons: 13
Coding region: 151-2523 (790 amino acids)
Biological process (GO): protein peptidyl-prolyl isomerization; protein folding
Cellular component (GO): nucleus
Molecular function (GO): peptidyl-prolyl cis-trans isomerase activity
Source: RefSeq, a predicted model, not a curated record